Molecule: messenger RNA, 2024 nt
Organism: Cyanistes caeruleus (blue tit)
Lineage: Eukaryota; Metazoa; Chordata; Aves; Passeriformes; Paridae
Source: RefSeq, a predicted model, not a curated record
AAGGCAAGUAGGUAAGUAGACUCCUCACCUUCUUUCAUCUCUUCUUUACUGUUUGCUGCAGUGAAGGGCCUUUUGUGCUGGACUUAUUUUGGAAAUUUCCAGGUCUCCUUAAUGCAGAGGUUUGCACUUGGAAGCAUCUGAUCUUGCAGUAUGACUGUAACUGCCCAAUUAAAUUUGAUAUACUGUGAAAAUGAGUCACGCUUUGACCGGGGCUAUAAAGACGAAUCUCUUCAACUGUAAAGGAGCUGUGACUGACCAAAUGAUAUUGUCCCAAUGGUGGCAGCAUAACAUAAGAAAUAAAAUAUGAAACUAUGUAGGGUUUUCUCUUCAUUAAGGCUUUUUAGGCUGAGUCAUCAUCACCGAAGAGGUAUCCUUGCUCUCUGGGGGUGGGGUUGCCAUUAGAACCAAAGCACAGCACUUAUCUUGCUGUAAAAUUGGAAAGAAAAAUAUUUAUUUUAUGCUGUCAGGAGACCAGGCAAGGUCAGCAUUUCACAUGAGAUGGACCUUGCCUGGCUGCCAUCUGGUUAAGAUCCUCUGCUAGGACUUCAGAGCAGGAAAGAUAGCGUGCAUUAGGGAUCUUGUGUUAAGAAGGGAUUUUUUUUUUCUUCGAUGUGAAUGCAAAAUGAAAUUUAGCAUGUGAAAUUCACUAGGUGAAGUUACAGCAGAUGAAUAGAGGCAUAAUUAUGCAGCUCUAAAAUGAUUGACUUUAACAAGUGAGCUCUUUUCUAGCUUAAAAAAACCCUCCCAUCCUGUCAAAUUUUGUGGGGGGUUGUAUGUCCUGAUCAAUUUCAAUUUUACAUCAUUGCAUCUUUUCUAAUUUUCUCACCUGGGCCUGCAUGGUCUUGCAUUUAUCCCAGACCCACACAUAUAAAAAGCAGAAAAAAUGUAAACAAGUUUGUCAAAUACAACCGUGGUGAGACCUUGCAGCACCUGUGAGCAGUCUGAAAGAAGAGAAAUAUUCAGCACAGGGAGAGUUAAACAUUGGUGGUUUGAAAGGCUUUCAUCAGGACCAUCUUUUCUGUGACUCUUCAAGGGGAUGUGUAUCCAUCCCUCUUAUCUUAGUGAAGCAGCUGGGCUGCUGCUGCCAUAAAUCAGGAGCAAAACUAAGGGAUAGUGAUGGGCAAGAGUUAUGGCAGGGUGGUGGUGGGUGCUUGCUGAGAGGGAGGGAGCAGCUUAAGACGAGGUGCUCAGACUUGCUGCCAGAGGGAGAGAUGGGGGACGCGAAGCCUGCAGCGCGGUGGCGACAGCAGGGAAGGGGUAGAGCUGACACCUGUGGAGCAAAUCCUUCUCCGGGGAGUGGGAACCCCCACCCCACCAGCUUGGCAUGGAGCAGCUGGGAGCUGGCAGCUGUAAUCACUGCUGGCCUCCUCCUGCUCUACAUCCCCCUGUGCUACGAGGAUUUCCAUUUCCAUGUGGCUCGUGUGUAUGCUUGCCUGGGGUACCCCAAUGCCCAGCACAUCCUGGGACAGAGGUAUUUACAAGGAGCUGGAGUGGAAAAAAAUGAGGACAUGGCCAUGCACUGGUUCAGGCAGGCUGCGGGGCAGGGCCAUCCCCACUCCUCCUUCAACCUGGCAGUGGGGACACUCAGAAACAUGACCAUGGCACUUGAAGAAGGGGAAGUGGAGAAACUCCUCAGUGUGGCAGCAGCCCAUGGGCUCUUAGAAGGUCUCCUGCUCGGCCUCAGGCUGCCCCCGCCGCUUCCCCCCAUCCCUGCCCGGCACCGCAGCCCCUUCCCUCAGGGCGGGCACACGGGGAGCGGCCCCCUCCCGCUCGCCCUUGCAGCUUCACAGGUGCGCCCGCAGCUGCGUGUGCGUAAAUCCAAGCGGGCUGAAAGCGAGCGCUCCCCUGUUAAACCCCAAACAAAUCAAACAACNGCCGUCCCGGGGCAGGAAGGCCCCGCUGGUGCUGCGGGGCGGCGGCGGUGCGGACCGGAGCUCUGCCGGGGAUUUGAAAUUCCCCCGUCCGGACGCAGGUCCACCAAGCGUUUGAUCGUCGGAAGGAAAGUUGCACAAUUUCACCCUUAG